Molecule: messenger RNA, 1518 nt
Organism: Cyclocybe aegerita
Lineage: Eukaryota; Fungi; Basidiomycota; Agaricomycetes; Agaricales; Hemipholiotaceae
Source: the annotation of a GenBank genome assembly
AUGCCUCAGAAGAAGCUAUCUGGCAUUGAGGUUGCUCAGCACAACACUCGAGGAAGUUGUUGGAUUAUCGUCCAUGGGAAUGUAUACGAUGUAACGGAUUUUCUUGAUGACCACCCUGGCGGAAGCAAGAUCAUCUUGAAAUAUGCCGGAAAGGAUGCCACCCAGGAAUAUGAUCCCAUUCACCCACCAGAUGCAAUUACAACGAAUCUGCCUCCGGAGAAACACUUGGGUCCUGUGGAGCCAGAUACUGUUGAAAAGGUGGAAAUUGUGAUCACAGACGACGAGAAGGCUCGACAAGAGCGCAUGUCGAACAGACCGCCUUUAGACGAAAUUCUUAACCUGCACGAUUUUGAGGCCAUUGCGAAGCAAGUGAUGACAGACAAGGCAUGGGCCUACUAUUCAUCCGCUGCAGACGACGAAAUCACGAACAGGGAAAAUCACGCUGCAUACCACAGAAUAUGGUUUCGUCCUAAAAUCUUAAUCGACGUAACCGAGGUCGACUGGUCAACAACGAUCUUAGGCCACAAAUCUAGUAUGCCAAUCUACAUUACUGCAACCGCCCUUGGGAAGCUCGGACAUCCAGAUGGUGAACUGACUCUGACAAGAGCAGCGGCCAAAAACGGAGUCAUACAGAUGAUACCCACACUCGCCUCUUGUUCAUUCGAUGAAAUCGUCAGCGCUGCUGAGCCGGGACAAGUGCAAUUCCUACAAUUAUAUGUGAACAAGGAUAGAGCCAUCACUCAAAGAAUUGUGCAGCAUGCGGAAGAGCAGGGGAUCAAAGGCCUCUUCAUCACAGUUGACGCACCUCAACUAGGACGCCGUGAAAAGGACAUGAGGAUGAAGUUCACGGACGAGGAUCCUUCAGAAGUCAAGCAAGCAGGGACCGGAAGCGUAGAUCGAUCUCAAGGAGCUGCCAGAGCCAUCAGUUCCUUUAUAGAUCCUGGUUUGAAAUGGGCGGACCUUGACUGGUUCAAGAGCAUCACGAAGAUGCCACUCAUCCUGAAGGGCGUGCAGAGAUGGGAAGAUGCACUAAAGGCGUACGAUCUUGGGCUGGCUGGUGUUGUCCUCUCAAACCACGGCGGUCGUCAAUUAGAUUUCGCUCGGUCUGGAAUUGAGGUCCUCGUCGAGGUGGUGUCAAAGUUCAAGGAGAUACGCGGGAUCACUUUCCCCAACGAAAAAUUCCAGCUAUUUGUGGAUGGUGGUGUGCGGAGAGCCACAGAUGUCCUAAAGGCAGUUGCUCUCGGCGCGACAGCAGUUGGUAUUGGACGUCCGUUUUUGUAUGCCUUCUCGGCUUACGGCACGGAGGGUGCCGAUAAAGCACUGAAGAUAUUGAAUGACGAAUUUGAGAUGAACAUGCGACUGCUCGGCGCUCCAACAAUCAAGGAUGUGACUCCCGAUAUGGUUGAUAUCUCCAAUAUUAGUUCCCAUAUAGCAGCAAUUCCCGGAGACAGGCUGUAUGACAGCAAUUACGAGAGUAUGCAACAUGCCAAAUUGAGGGAAGUCAAAUCAAAGAUGUGA